AUGCGGACCGGACAGAGAGACCAGAGGUUUUCACCCCUCUCGUGGGCAGACAGUGGGCGCUCCGUCCUGAGUCUGAACAUCCGCCACCUGUGGCUGUUCGGACUGUGGCCACUGCACGACUUCUGGCCCUUCUACCUGUACACCGCCUGCGGCCUCCUGCUGGGCUUCUGGAACGCCGUGGAAGGGGCGCUGGCCGCGUACUUCUCCUGGGGAGACAUGGACGACACGACGCUGGCGCUGCUCACCGCCAUCACGCAGGGCUGCGGCGCCCUCAAAAUGGUCGUCUUCCUGCACACCAGGCGCCACUUCGGGGCGCUGGUGCGCCGUCUGGACGCCCUCGUGUCGCAGCAGAGCGAGGCCUGCGGCGGCGGCUCCGUGCCGGCGGCCAUCCUGCGCGCCUCGCGGAGGCGGGCGCGCCGCGCCACGCUGGGCACGCUGCUUUUCAUGCUGUCGCAGUGCUUCGUGUGGUACCCCAUACCGCUGGUGGCGCACGCGGAAGAGCGCCGGCUGCCGUUCGCGCAGCACCCCUGGGACGGCAACACACACCACUACGCGCUGUCCUACUUCGCCCAGUGCGCCGCCGGCCUGCUCAUGACGCAGAUCAGCUUCGGCGUCGACUGCCUCUUCGCGUCGGCCAUGAUCCUUGUGGCUGCCCAGCUUCAGAUCCUAGCCGUGCGCCUCAAAGAGAUGGCGGUCGUGUCCAGUAUCCCGUGUAAGGGAAAGACCGCAUACUUUGAGGAAGACCUGCUGACGAAAGGCACCGACCAAAUGUACAACUCGCUGCGCAUUUGCAUAGAAGAACAUCAGAAAAUCUUACGGUUUGUCACUCAUCUGCAGAACACAAUGAGUCCCAUGGCAAUAAUGCAAUUCGGAGCCAGUGUUUUUGUCAUAUGCUUUGCAUUAUUUCAAGCAACAUAUAGCAAGGACUUCAGCUCAGCACUGAAGUGCACAUCCUUUCUUCCCGUUCCGUGUACACAAGUCUACCUCUACUGCUGGGCAGCUAACGAGGUAACUAUACAAGCGGAGGCAGUGUCACUGGCGGCCUACAGCUCCUCAUGGGUGGAGACCAGUCCCCGUUUCAAGCUCGCCUUGAGGAUUCUCAUCAGUCGUGCCCAGAAGCCGUUGAUUCUCACCGCUGGGCAUCUGUACCGCAUCGACAAAGAAGCCUUUCUUUCGCUUGUGAAUGCUUCAUAUUCUUACUAUGCUUUACUGAGCCAAACAACCAACCGGUAA
Messenger RNA from Schistocerca gregaria, 1233 nucleotides. Its product is annotated as odorant receptor Or2-like. Gene Ontology annotation, biological process: detection of chemical stimulus involved in sensory perception of smell; sensory perception of smell. The coding region runs from base 1 to 1233 and encodes 410 amino acids. The record is from RefSeq and is a predicted model, not a curated record. NCBI's taxonomy places the organism in Eukaryota, Metazoa, Arthropoda, Insecta, Orthoptera, Acrididae. The transcript has 5 exons. Gene Ontology annotation, cellular component: plasma membrane. Gene Ontology annotation, molecular function: olfactory receptor activity; odorant binding.